Molecule: messenger RNA, 2711 nt
Organism: Bufo bufo (common toad)
Lineage: Eukaryota; Metazoa; Chordata; Amphibia; Anura; Bufonidae
Product: oocyte zinc finger protein XlCOF7.1-like
Exons: 6
Coding region: 248-1663 (471 amino acids)
Biological process (GO): negative regulation of transcription by RNA polymerase II
Molecular function (GO): DNA-binding transcription repressor activity, RNA polymerase II-specific
Source: RefSeq, a predicted model, not a curated record
CUGCCAAGCACUUCCUGCAUGAUGCCUGUGUGUAGAGGCUGCUGCUUCCUAGAAGUUUGGUUACUGCCAGCGCCAUUUUAGACUCACCAGUGGACAGCACAGAGGGCAGGAAACGGCGGGAGACAGAGCCAGGUGGCUUGCCCGGUUUGACCAGUGUUGGCAGAGCUGCUGUGACAAGAUGGGGAAGGAUCUGAUCUGGGAAGUAUUUCAGGUCUGAAACAUUCAUUUCUCUACUGUGUCACUGAAAAUGGACAAAAAACAGAGUGAUCCAACCGAGCAGGUCCUAAACCUCACCCUGGAGAUUAUCCUUCUGCUGACUGGAGAGGAUUAUUUUGUUGUGAAGAAAUCAGGAGAGAGAGCAACGAAUAGAAGUCUUCAGGUUGUAGAAGGAACUUGCAGGGUGCUGACAGAUGUUCACCUACCUUUGCCUCAGUCUAUGACACACAAGCCAGACAAUAAGCAGAGGAUCUUAGAACUGACCAACAAGAUCAUUGAGCUGCUGACUGAAGAGGUUCCUAUAAGAUGUCAGGAUAUCACUGUCCAUUUCUCCAUGGAAGAGUGGGAGUAUUUAGAAGGAAACAAGGAUCUGUACAAGGAUGUAAUGAUAGAGAAUGAGCAGCCUCUCACAUCUUUAGGUUUACCCACAGGUAGUACGAAUGAAUAUCUACCUAUGCAGAUUCAGGAGGACCAAUACAGGGAAGACUUAACAAAUCCUGACAUUUAUCCACCUACAGAUCAUAUACAACAAGGUCCUUCUCAUAUUACGGAGGAGCCACACUCAUGUGACGGAAGCAAUCUAAUAGAAUCUACACAACAAUAUCCAUUCACUUAUGUUAAGGAGGAUCCAGUCUCGUGUAAUGGUGGCACCCUCACAGACCAAAACAAGUGUGCAGCUACAUAUUCUCAUGCAUUGCAAUAUGAAUUUACUUAUAUUGAGGAAGAGCCAAGUACAUGUGAUGGAGGAAAUUUCAAAUAUCCGAACAAUACACCAUUGGAUCAUACACACAGAUAUCUGCCUUCUCACAAUAAGGAUGAAACAGUCUUACUAGAUGGAGAUUCCCUCACAAACCCCAACAUUUAUCAGGUAAAAGAUCAUUCCUCACAAUGUUCAUCUCAUGUUAAUGAGGAUCCAGCCCCAUGUAGAGGUGCAAACCAAUAUCCCUCAACUUAUGUGAAAGAUGGUAAAAAUCCAGAUACGAAUUCUCCAGAGUCUCAAAGUGUUGCUAAUGGCCACAUCAGUGUACAAUAUUCUUGUUCUGAAUGCAAGAAAUGUUUUUGGUCUAUGGCAGAGUUAGUAUCGCAUCAAGGAAUUCAUACAGCAGCAAAAUUACUUCAGAGUGGAACCCAUGUCUUUACCACAGCAAUUGUGCAUGCUCCCCCUGAACCACCUGUUAAGCAUAAAUUGUUGACUUGCUCCAAGUGUGGGAGAACAUUCUAUACCAAAUCGUCACUUGUGGGACAUAUGAAGACUCAUUGGAAAGUCAAUCACUUACAGAAUGAAACAUAUAAAUGUGAUCAGUGUGGGAAGUGUUUCUUAAGUAAAUCACUACUUAAUAUGCAUUUAAGACUCCAUUCUGGAGAAAGACCUUAUGCCUGUAGCACGUGUGGAGAUUGCUUCAUGAGAACUUGUGAUCUUGGCAAACAUCAAAGAAAACAUCAAUAAAGAGCAAGAAUUGUGCCUUCAGGUUAGUGAAUGUCCUCCAAUGCCCAUAUGGAAAAAGGACAAACACAAGAGAAUAUCUAGUAAAAGAUUUUCUACAUGAAAUUAUCUAAUAUGGUGACUGGUGUGAAAGAUAUCCUCCAACUUAUUUUAUGGCCUCUACUGAUGAUAAUUUAUUUUCCUGUAUCUGUUUCUUUCAUGAUGUAUGUUGAUGUUGGGUUUGACCUUUCUUAGAAUUUGAAAUUUUUUCCCUGGGCUCAUCCAUCACUCCGUAUUGUAGCUCUGGCGUAUAGAUCCACACUGUGGUGCUCAUAGACUGGUCUAUACUGUACCUCCAGGUUUAAUUAAUUUUAUACCACCAUACAGGGUCCAUUAACCCACAGGUCUGUAUACUGUAAGAUAACAAUUGAAAGGAGAUGUUGUCCGAGAACAGUAGGAAACCGCAUUUAACGUGAUGGGUACACCACUCUGGUCAAGAAAUGAUGAUUCUUGAAUAAACCUAGAAUACAUUCAGUGAUGUUGAACAGGGGUGAUAUAACUUGGUGACAGUGAAACCUUAGAACAGAACUCACAAGCUCAUGGCCGGAUCGUGUGAACUUGCAAAGUGGAUCCUUUAUAAGGUUGGAGAAUAAGAAGAUUUUUAGUUUCAGACUACUAGACCUUCUGUAACCUCAUAAAUGAUAGGUAUAAGGUGUUGCAUAAUUAUCUGUUUUGUAGCCACUUGGUCUAAGGCCUCAUGCACCUGGCUAUGUUUAGGUGAGCUUCUACAGAAUGUAGAAAUGCAGACUCUGUUCACCAUCAUGCCUUAUUUCCCAGAAUCUGCUUUGAGGAAGUGGCUCUUCAUGUAUGCUCAGGUAGACUUCAGCUCAUAGCCAGAGCUUACAACUGUUGGCACUGGGAGGCUUGUUAACAUUACUGGUUUCACUCAAACAGUGAGUUAGGCCCAUGGCAUAAAAUUCUAACCCUCCUGUGCUAGAGGCUGAUAUAAACUGCAAGUAUGGAGAAUGCUGAGUCAGCUCAUUUAAUAUAGAGAAAUCUUAUAUUCACUAUG